Molecule: messenger RNA, 13800 nt
Organism: Cinara cedri
Lineage: Eukaryota; Metazoa; Arthropoda; Insecta; Hemiptera; Aphididae
Source: the annotation of a GenBank genome assembly
CGGUUACGGAGGCGCGGACACACAGUGCUACGCGCGUGAAAGAGCAGUCGACGACGACGCCUUAAAUAAUUUACAAUACAAUACAAUACACAGAUACGCGCGGACGUUUUUCGCACGUUCGUGAAAACCGACGACGCGAGACAAAACGUAAGUAAUAUAAUAUCAAUAUAAUUUUCAAUAGUAAUUUGUUUUUCAAUUUAUAAGAAAAGAAAAAAAAAAAUCCCGUUUAUUUUACAGACUUUAUUUUGUUUACCGCGGGGCUUAUUCUGCCCUCGUUUAUAAAAACCCGUGUUCAAAUAAUCAGUCAAAAUUCCAUUCUCAACGUUCAAACAGUCUUUUACCACCAAUGUCAAUUAUCUGAAACGAAGGUAGGUAAUAUUGUUCUUAAGUGUGUUUAAAGUUUGCGUAUGGGAUUGUUUGAUAUAAAUAUAUAUAUGUGUUUUUUUUUAUUAUUAUUAUUAUUAUUAUUAUUAUUUUUGGUUUUUUCGACUGUUUAGAGUUUAAGAUUUAAGACUUACAAAAUUCUUAAAUUAAAACAGCAAAAGUAUUCGUUAUAUUAAAUACCUAUAGAUCAAUAUUAGGUUAAAAUCGUUUAACAAUUGAUUAUCAGUCAUGUUUUUAUGAACCUUCUUGUAUUUUGAGAUAAAUAUUUAUAAAAUCCAAUAUUUCAUAACAUUUGACUAUCUACGCCCACAUUAUUGAUGUCAUAUCAACAAACAUUCUCACAAAAAAAAAAAAAAAAAAAACAAAAUUAAUAAUUUAUUAUAAUAAAAUAAAAACCGGCUACCUUCGGUAUACUGGUGACAGGAAUCGAACUAACUACCUAUACAGUUUAUAAUCUAACGUUUAAACCUUAUAGGAUACGCUUACCUAACAGACAUCACUCGGUGUUUCUUAGGUGUGGUUAAUCCUAAUUUAGUUUUUUUUUUAAAAAUCAAUUUUUCAUGUUUCUAGCCUUCAUUUAUGUAGGUUUUAGGCGUGUCUUACCACCAUAUUAUUUUUUUUUCAGAUUAUAAAUAUUAAUGUGCAUACCAAGUUAGAAAAUUAAAAAAUCUAAUUAAAUACCUCAUAACAGAAACCAUGUCUGAUACUUGAUAAAUGUUUUCUUUUUGUAACAAAUUUAAUUUUAUCAUUAAUUAGAUUAUGAACUUAGCGAAGAGUGUAUUGGUUUUACUAUGGUGUGUGCUUUUUCUUCUCUUUCCGUUUACAGGACAUCGACCAGAACACUUGUUCUAAUCAUUGAAAUCUGUGAUGAUUUCUGAUAUCAAGUAUCGUAUCUAUAUUUAUAUACUUUUUUUAAUGGGAGACAAUGAGAAAAACGGAAAUAUUUAAGUAUAACGCUACUGGUUUUCGUCAAAAACGAUUUUGACUAUUUUAAUAAUGAGAAAUAACCGGAGAGUACUGAAAUUGAAACAGAUUAAUAUCUACUAUUCGAUUAAACCUGAUGCAGUUUUCAAGAUAGUCUAUAAGUAAUAGUUUUAAGUUAAAAUGUAUGACAAUAAUUUUAAAUAGAGAAAGUGUAAUUUAUAAAGGUAGUUAAAAAUUAUUUAAAUUUAGCAAACUUUCAAUCAAUCCCCGCUCAGAAUCGUAUUUUAUUUGUAAUAAUUUAAACUUAAGGAUUAAAAUGAACAUUUCUCUUAGGUACAAGGUAAAAUAACAAAUUAAACAAUUAAUGUUUAUUUAGUAAAAUAAAUUGUUCUCGUUUUGAAUAUUUUCAACGGUUUUAUUAUUCAUGAAUUAUGAACAAUAGUAAACUCAAUUCUUAAAUAUUAUGUAUAACAGUUUGUUUUUUAAAAAAGCAGUGGCAUAACCAGGAUUUAUUUUCCGUGGGGGUUUUAUGAGUUUGAAAAAUAAAUAAAUUUCAGAUGGUGUUUGGUGGGAUGGAGGGAGUAAGGUUUAAUUAGGUUUAAGAGUAAAAUCUUUAAAUUGUCUAACUUUCAUUUAUAGACAAUGCACAUUGGAAAACAAUUUAGACUCAUAUUAAUUAUGUAUUUAAAAUAUAUACUUUACUCAUAAGUACAUGAUGGACCAUUUAACCUUUUGAGAUGUUUUUUGAUAGUAAUUAAAAAAAAAGUUAUUAAUUUUGAAUAAUUUUUCGUUUAUUUUAGACAUGAAAAUAUGUUCAGAUUACUUUUUAAAAUAAUAUCGUGUAAAUGGUCGCCUUCAGUGUGAAUGGUGUAUUGUGCUCGUUUUCGGCAUUUCCCAUCACUUUUCGAAGUGUUUCCGGCUGAAUAGCGGCCAUUUCCUGUCAUAUAUUACCUUUCAAUACUUCUAGGAUCCGUGGUUAGGUUCAGAUUAAGUAAAAUCUAGACUUUAAACAACCCCACAGAAAAUAGUCUGGAGACGUUAAGUCGGGUGAUCCCGGAGGCUAGUCGAAAUCACCAUUUUUUUUUUUCGAAAUAAAGCGUCCGAGGAACAAAGGAUGUAAUAAAGCGAUUAUGACUUGAGCUGUAUGAGCUCUGGUGCCGUCUUGUUGAAACCAACAGUCGUUUAUGCCUUUAUCAGUCAGAAAUGGAGUCAAAAUAUCCGUUAUCAUGGCCGGAUAAUGCUCUCCGUUGAUGGAUACAGCUGCUCUAGCAUCUUCUUCGAAAAAGAACGGCCCAAAGAUUGUUUUCGUAAAAAUUCUGGCCCAAAAAGUCACACGUUGAUUGUUAAGAGGUUUUUCGUAGAUUAAUUGAGGGUUUUAGUUGGCGUAGACCAACAAUUUUGUUUAUUUAUGGUCCCAUUUAACCAUAAAUACUUCAAAAAGUGAUGAGAAUUGCCGAGAAACGAGCACGUUAUGUUACUCGUUCUAAAGACGACCAUAUAGGCGAUUAUUAAAAAGUAAUAAGAACAAAUUUCCAAAAUAAACGUAAAAUUAUUCAAAAUUAAUAAUUUGUAUUUUUUAUAAAAUUAUUACCAAAAAACAUCCCGAAGGUUCAAACGGCCUACCCUGUGUAUUAAUAAUAAUAAUUUACAGUUUAAGAUUAAUUCUUCGAGUAAAGUGCCUCAACAUUAAGCACUGAAUCUGGUUUGUUCAAAACUUCAAUGUCUGUAUAUAUGUUUAAAGUGGCCAUUUCAUUAAGUUUCUACUGUCCUGUAAUUUUUAUUAAAUGCGUUUUUAGCCUCUUAUUUGUAAAAAAUGAUCUUUAUAAUUCUAGAUGUUAUCAAUUAUUUAUACAUUUCAAAUUGGUAUGAAAAUCAUAAAAUUACGUAGGUACUACGUAAAAUUUGAAAAAAACUAACAAUCAUGUUUCGUAGGCUCACCACCCCCUCCCCCCUAGUUGCGUCACUGUAGAGAAGUAAUGCAAGUAAAUAUAUAUAAUAUAAUAUAACUACAUAAUUACAUACAACUGAAAAUGAAUAGUGAGAAAAUAUAUAUAAUAUACUGAAAAGGAAAAUAAUAUAAAAUCAUAUAUUAUAUAAUUAUAUGAAGCUACGGAACUGCAAUUCAUUUUAUUAAGUAAGAUUCAAGUAUAUAUUAAACAUAAAAAGUUGGGUGAAUAUUAAUUAAUAUGACAAUCAUAUAAAAACAAGUAAUGUCAUUGUUGUGGUCUUGAAACUUUGAUUAAAAUCAACAAAUUUAAUUUCUUCACUUUUUUAUUGCUAAAUUUUGGGUUUACAAUAAGUCACACAAUUACCACGGAUUAUUCAUUGUAGAAGUUAUACGAACAAAAAUCUAUUGGGCAUUUAUUUAUACGUUUAAAUUUUUACAAUUUUUUCCCAAAAACCAUAUGGGAUGAAAACAAAAAAAUCUGAUUUUUUCUGAAAAUAUGAGUGCAUGUAAAAUGUCUAUUUGAUCGGACCACAGGAAGUGGGUCAAAAAUCUAUCAUAAGCUUGGAAUGAAUUUAUAUGAGCAAGUUAUUGUAAGCAUGGCUGUUUAAGCAAGCUGAGUUCAAGUUCAUUGUUACUAUUAUUACCAUUGUUAUUGCUUAAUGCUUACUGAAUAUUUAUUACUUUGUGUUUUUUAAAAAUUGACAGGGUGAUUCUUUUAUCGUAAUCCAUUACCAUUAUUAUAAUCAGUUUAUCUCUUUUACCUACUUCACUAAGUUUAAAUUCAUGUAUCGUUAUAACUAAAACUGUAAAUCCAGUAUAAGUAGUAGUACAUGCAUAUUAUCAACAUUUUAUAAAAAGUAUUAUUUUUCUAAUAAAUAUGUAAAAGGGAGGGGGGGUGGAGCCAUUUGAAAAUCAAAGGUUAGUAUUUGUUUAAAUUAUAAUAAGCGUAUAUAUUUGAAAUUUUUUUAAAAAUAUAGAUCAAAUAAUUUUAGAAUCAUUGCCCCCCCCCCAAAAAGAAUAAAAUUUACUUAAAAUCCUCUGAGAAAAUCGUUGUUUCAUGAUAAAAGAAUUACCCUACAAUAAACAUGCUAUUAUAUUACAUGUUAUACGUCUACAUUGUUUACACACUUAAUGACGAGUAAUAAAUAUGAUUGAAUGAAUACAAAUUUAAACAAGCGUGUUUCAAGAAUUGACUUAGCAAUAUAGCAAUAUACUUAUAGCUGGCAUUUCCAGGGAAUUUUUGACUUGCAUAACAAAGCCGACAUGUUUGAAUCUCGGAUUUCCAUGCUUAAUUCAAAUACCCAUCCCAAACCCUCAUACGUUACUGAUGACAUCCAGGAGUUAGCUGAGCGGGAAAAAUGCAAAUCAAAUAUCAUCAUUCGUGAUUUGCCCGAAUCUUCAUCACCUAACAUUGCAUCUAAAAUAAUGGACGAUAAGAACACUAUUUCUGCACUCUUAACCAAACUAUCCACUGAUAUGCCCAUUGAGUUCAAAAAUAUUCGGCUGGGGAAAUAUAUCUCAUCCACACCUCGUCCGAUUAAACUUAUUUUUACCAGCCGUGAUGUCGCUGCUCAAGUAAUGUCGGCUUUUCGAUCUGCAAAAUCAAACUCUGCUAUAUCUUUACCUCCGAUUUCCAUGGUUCGUGACAAGACUCGGCUCGAACGUGAAUUACUUCGGUCCUGUCAUCAAGAGUUGAAUCGUCGUAUUCGAGCCGGUGAAACUGAUCUCAUCAUAUCUUACCGAAAUGAUGUCCCUUGUGUACUGAAAUUAAAGAUAUCACAUGCCACCAACCGUCGUGCGUAAACGGAUUAAACCGGUCCUGUUCCGUCAACUCAAUGGGUUUUUAACAAAACUGCUGUGGUCUUCGUAAAAAAAUACUCACUUUUAGUUUUAGUAUACAGCUCAAAAAUAAAAAUUUUAAUUAUUUAUUCAUUGUUCUUAUUGAAACUUGGUUAAAUAGUUAACUAAUUUCAAAUUAAUGAGGUCUAACAAAUAUUAUAAUUUAUACAGAUGUAAUCGAUUCCUUUGCACUUGCUCAUUUUUCAGUUCUUUUAUCUAUUUCUAAUCACUCUAUUGAUUUACCACAGAGAUUUGAGAUUUACCACUCAAUAUUUAUUCCGUUUUUUUCUCAACCACAUCAUCGCAAUAGGUGGGGUACUUAUAUUAUAAUUACCUACUCAAUGCCCAAUUAACAUCCAUAUUAUACCCACCUGUCCACAACCGAUUCAUUUAUUCUAAAUUACUAUUCUCAAUCAUUUAUUAUGUGUGGUGAUUUCAAUGCAUUAAGUACAACAUCCCUUAUGUUUACUCUAUUCAUAAAAUCUUCCUAUUCCGCAUUCCAUAAUACUAAACUUGUAAUAUUUGUUAUUUCCAAAUAACAUGUAAUUAUUAUAUGGGCAUUAUUUUAACGUUUGCCUGUUACCUUUUGCAAGCCGACCUUCGUCAAUUUAUUGUAUAUGACAGGUUCUUUGCAAAUAGGGAUAAAUGGACUUUGACGUAUGGGACAAGUUGGGAAAAGUGGACGUCAAAAUAAAGUUUUAAAAUAAAAUUUAAGAAAGUUAAAAAUAGUAAAGUUUAAAAGUUACUUACAUAAUAUGAAUUAAGUGAAAUAUUUUGAGCGAAAAAUAAAAAUUGUAUACUGUUUCCCACGAACAAAUUUUAUUACAGUUCUAGUUAAUUUAUAAAUUAUAAAAUCAAUGAUAAGUAUGUACAUAAAAUAACUAAUCUUAUUGUAAGCACCUUAUCGUUUAUUGUUACAUUACAUCCAAGUUUUUGGUUUUUUAUCAACUGCUUACGAAAAAUUGUAAAAAUAAUUGGACAAGAUUUAUUUUACAGCUAACUUACAGGUAACAGCCCCUCUAAAAAAUAAAGAAAUUUAUUAAUGCGGAAACGAAUUUUAGGAAUUGUUCAAAGUUAUGAAAGUAAAAUUAAAACAAUAUUCCUACGUGGAAUCGCUCAAAAUAUUUCAUUUUAUUUUAUUAUAUAUAUGCAUUUUUAAUUAUCAUACUUCUAUCUUUUUAAACAUUUCUUGGCCUAUUAUUAUAAAUAUAUAGCACUUUUUUAUAUUAUAUUUUAAUUUUUUUUUACUGAUAUUUGUUUAUAUUUAUUUUAUAUUAUUUUUUUGGUGUCCAAUUGUUCCAACCGACCACGUCCAUUUAUUCUAGAUCGUGUUCCUUGGUAUUCCCAUAAACAUUAUACUCUAUUAAUUUAAGUAAUUUAUGGUACUCUUAUUUUAAUAUUUUGUAUUGUAACUCAACUAGUUAUAAUUUUAAGUUAUAUAGUCAACCUUGGACAUCAUUGUAAACUUUUAAACUAUAAUAAUUUUAAUUUGUAAAAAUCGUAAAAUUGUUUUAUUAUUUAAUAAAACUGUUGAAUUUCCUGUUUUCGUGUUCGCCCCACAAUAAAUAAGUAUAAAUAUAUUAUAAGUUUUUUCAACUCAUUGAAUUCACGUUAAAUGCAUAAUCAAUAUAUAUUUUUUUUUUUUAAUUAUAUUGACUUUUCUACAGAAGCCAAAUAAUAUGCAUCUAAAGUUACAUAAAAAAAAAAAAACUAAAAACUUAGACAUUCUCAUAUGGCUAUAAAUAACUCAACAAAUUGCCAGUGUUUUGAAAAUUGUACUGCGUCUAGAAAUUUUGUUUUGUUAAAAAUGUUAAGUCUCAACGAUUAUUGAUAAGUGUAGUUCAACAAAAUUAACAGAAAGCGUUAUUGUGUAAAUUUAUUCGUUAUUUGGUAUUUUCUCCAGUUUUUCUUAAUUAUUAAAAUACUAUAGAAAACAUCAAAAAAUAACUUCCUCAAUACACUAAUUAAACGAAAUAAUAUAUUAAAACCACACCCAAAGUUGAUAAUCAGAGCAAGAUUUCUGAUAGAAAAGUUGUUACAGGUAGGCACACAUUAUACAGUACCAAUAUAUUUUUUCUACAACUAGGAUCGCAGUAAUAAAACAAUAAAAUGCAAAAAAUACUAUAAUGUUAAUAAUUUAUGACUAAACGAUAAAUUUUGAAUAAUGAAAAAAAAAAUAUUUAAUUUAUUUCAAUUGAUGAUGGUUCAUAUUUUUUUUUGUUUUGAAACAAAAUGCAAAAAAAUACGUAUCGUUCCUCCUUUGAGUUCGUCAAAAUACGUAAUUAGAAAGGGAGCGCAAAAAAAAAAAAAAAAAAAUUAAAAAUAGUAGAGGCGCUCCACCCGAAUGUACCCAAUUCGGACAAUAAUGUGCCCUGUGUACACAGAAUUUAUCGUAUAUGAGUCUAACGAUUAGACGAUAGGUAGUAUAAUAUAUUAUAACAACCAAAUAGUUUAUUAUCUUUAGCUCCUCGACUAUUUUAAUUCCGAGUUCCAGCGUAGGUUACGACCGUUAGUCUAUGAUGAUGACGUUUCACGUACAGACGGUUCACGGUGGCGGCGCUUGUUGUUUAUAGGUUUUCUUCGGGAGACCUCUCGUCGGAAGCUGACGAUGCUGAUCCGUCUAUGGCACCGGUCGCAGAUCAUUCAACUGGUCCUGUUCCGGGCACAUCGGCGCCGGGCUCACAGACGCAGCAACGGGCGCAACAGCGGCAGUACGCGUCUAAAACUUCGCGUUCUCAGGCCGCCACCCCGGCUUCCGAAGCGGCGGACAUGCGACUGGAGUUCCAGCAGCAAGCGGGCAGCCGGACUAUUAGCGCGCCGACUAGUCCGGCUAAGACUAGGGACUCGAUUCUGCAACGCGUCCAGUCGCUGACGGACGCGGCAAAAGAAAAGGCUAAUUCACUAAGUAACGACAUCAAGUGUGAGUAUUGAGUAUUAUUAUAUUAUUGUAUCGUGACAUUAUUAUGGAACAAAUUCGUAAGUGGCAAACGUUUGAAAUGGUUGAAUACGUCAGCGGCUUCCGCUAAAAUAAGUCAGUAAACAUCGCUCUAUGAAAUAAUAAAAAAAACAACUUAAUUGAUAAGAAAAAAAUUCAAGUAAUAUCGUAUGAUUUCAAUCAUAGUCUUUUUAGUUAAAAUCAGAUCAACGAAAUAUUAGAGCGAACGGUCUUUAGCUAUCUGCGUUAUCGAAAUGUGUUAACGUUUGCAAUGUCGUUUGGCGAAAGAUACGUUGAAUUUCGCUAUUAUUUUGAUAAUAAAGAACGACAAACGUUUUAAACGUUUGCUGUAUUCAAAACUACUCUUAAUACCUACUGAGUGGUCCGAAAAUCACGUCAUAAUUUGGUGUUUAAGUGAUUCGUUUUUGUUUUCUCGGCACUUUAAAAUGCCACUAAAUUUAAUAUUUUAAUACAAGUAAAACGAUAUAGGUACGACCUUUAACAUUUUGUAUAGAUGUUAGGUACACAGUGAAUAAACCUUUUAACGCGAUUUUUAAUAUGUCUCUGCGCGUCCUAUAAUUAUCAAAUACGUGUAACGGGAUUUAGGUUAGGACAAAAUACACGAUAAAUAAUUGGAUUGUGGAUGAGAAAAAAAUAUCAACAACUCGAGAACGCAUAAUUAAUGUGUACAUUUAGAUGAAUUUCUGGGUAUUUUCCGACUGGUUACGCUUUCGAUUUGUCACGAUAAACAACGGUCCUAAGAAAACGCGAACGUUUUUGUUUUAAACCCUAUAACGCCGUGGUUUUUUGGCUAGAGAAAUAGGAUUAAUUAGAGAAACGGUAGUUAGGAGGAGUGCGAUUACGAGAAAGUGACAGUGAUUUAGACCUUUAAUCGUGCGUUUUGAUAACGCGAAUGGGGCGAUUGAUUAUAUAGCAUUAGAGCCUAUAGGAAACCAUAUAAUAACUGCUACCUAUCGUAUUACGUGACAACCGAUUUAUAUAGUCGUAAACUAAAUAACUGAAGAGCGAUAACCUAUAAUUACUAUUAUACUGUUCAAGUUUGUAUCGAGUUCGUAGAGAUUGUAUGUAGGAAAAAUAAAACAGCCGAUUGUUCGUCAAUUACGUCGUUAGUAAGAUAGUGUCGAGAUUAUUACCGUAAAAACCGAUUACCAAGCACGUCAGGGUUAUAAGGCGUUUUAAACUUAUGUUUAGAAAUCUGAAAAUGAUUUCAAUCAUAAACAACUAAUGCCGACCGUAUUAAGGAAUGGAGAAUAAACAAUUUUAAGGCGACUUUAUAGUUAUGUAUUUAUAUUUCAGUAACUAUUAAUCAGGUUAAAUUAUCGUAAUAACAAAAGCCCCUUUAUUAAGUUCCUCUUAUUUGUUUAAAACAGAUGAAGAAAAAAAAAAAAAAAUGAAUUCUAUUAAUAUUAUAAGUCACAAAAAAAAUACAUUAACAGAAUUUUUUAUUAUGAAACAUUACACAUUGAAGUACAAUAUUUAGAAAACGGGGGAGAAUUUUGUGUCAAUAACGAAAAAAAUAAAUAACAAGUCAUGGGUAAAAAAAAAGGUUUGUACAGAUUUCUUAUAGGCUCUUAUCCUUUUAUUUUAUAUUUAAUAUUUUGAACAACUACUAAAAGUGCCAUCGAUAAAUAAUGUACUUAUAAUGUCGCAUAACACUUCUAGAUUACUUUUUGUCGGAAAAACAAUAACAUUUUUGUCAGUGGCGUGUAUCCAAAACAAAAAAAAUCGGUGUUACUCAAAUAAUUUUAAGUGACCUACCCCUCGUAGUAUUGUUAUACCUACCGAUAAAAUGUAUGUCUAUUAUUUAUUGUACCAUAAAACGGGGUGACUUUGAACAGAUUUUGAUGUUUUUUAAAAUUAUUCUCUAAGUAAUGAUUAGAAAAAUUACAAAAAAAAAUAAAUAAAUAAUGUAUAAUGUAUAUUUAUAUUUUUCUAUAAUAAUAAUACUAAUAUAGUCGUUUUAUUUCAUUACUGUCCUUCUAUAACAAUACCCACACACCCAUGUUUAAAGUGAGCAACAUUUGGACCCUAUAUUACACGCCACUGAUUAUUGUUAUCGUUAACUAACACAAAUGAAUCGUGUGUAUUAUUAACUAAUGUCACUUAGUUUCCCGGGAUCUGAUUUUUACCGCUUUGAAACGUAGACAAAUGAUCACGGGCCCAUUUCGCAACUAUUAUGGCCCCGUCAAAAGCGAUCGGCAAUCCGUAUCCAGUCCCCUUAAUCCGUAAAAUUGUACCGACGUAAUUGUAUUAAUUGUUUAUUAUACACAUUAAUAUUAAUGGCAAACGUGUAAUAAUAAUGUCGUUAUUGUAACGUUACAGACGCGGCGGCUACUAGGCGGCAACAGAGAGUGAACAAAGACCGUAUGCUGACGUUGCUCGUCGUCGACGACGAGAAUUACGACUGGUAAACAAAGCGAACCGUUCGGUCGUCGGAAACGGGCGCCGGCCUAUACCGACUUCAAUAUAAAUACAUUUUUUUUUUUCUCAUCGUAGGUCCAGAUACUUCCGGGGCAAGCGUUUCUUUGGCGAUUUCGAGGUGCACGUCGAACAAGCCGAUAUCAAAGACCUGACCGUUACCGCGAGCGCGGAAAAAGGAUGCACCGUGAGCAUGGCAGUGCUCUCGCCGUCCGGUUCCCGCGUGGUCCGGUCGUUCAGGCCGGAUUUCUUUUUGUGCCGGCAGAGCGUUAGGGACGCCGACCGGGACUACAGGAACGUUUUGUUGGGUCUGAACAUCGGCGGCGUGCCCAGUAUCAAUUCGCUGAACUCGUUGUACAAUUUUCAGGUACCUGCAUUAUCAUAAUAUACGCGCGACAAACGGCACGGCGUAUUGUCCGGGGUCGUACAAUCAUAAUAAUAUGAUAAUAUAUAGAUAUAUUAUGUGUGCUAAGAUUUUACAAUCGUUGAUUUAGAGGGAUAACAUAAGGAGCCUGGGCCACACACUCGUCUGCCUAAUCUCGGUAAUGUAGGCUAUGGUUUAAUAAACAACUUUUGUAAAGUUGCGAAGUAAAAUUCACCUGAAAUAUCCGACAAAAUGUAAAGAAAAAAAAAAUGUUUUUUAACUGUAAUAUGAAUUUUGGUAAAUAUGUUUAACAGGGUAGUUAACUACUUUUAAGUACUUUGUUUCACCCUAAUCCAAAAAAAAAAAAAAAAAUUAAAAUAAAAAACAGUCCUAAAUCUGCCACAUGAAAAUUUGAAUAAUAAAUGCAUAUUUUUAGGUACGAUAGAUGCAUUAACAAUAACUGUUUUUACUUUGAAAAUAACGAUAGUUUAUAUAAAUUUAUUUUAUUUCUGUAAAUCAUAGGAUAAGCCAUGGGUAUAUGGGCAAUUGGUGCAACUUCAGAAGAAAUUGGGCAAAGAAAACUUCCCGCUGAUUGAACAGACAUUUUACCCGAGUUCCGGUGAAAUGGUAAGAUAAAAACACAUAGUAAAAGUGUCCAUGGGAAUCGAUAAUAGAAUGUAAUUACUUAUGGUAUUGCGUUUCAGUCGGUGGCUACUCAACUACCGGUGGUACUCAAAGUCGGACAUGCUCACGGCGGUGUGGGUAAAAUAAAAAUCGAAAACAAUGCUGACUUCCAAGAUAUGACGUCAGUCGUAUCUGUUGCUUCGACAUAUUGUACCACGGAACCAUUUGUUGAUAGCAAAUACGAUUUGCAUUUGACUAAGAUUGGUACUCACUAUAGAGCUUUGAUGUGAGUGAUUUCUGUGAUCAUAAUAUUGUUAAUCAGCUAAUAUGGAACACGUGUCUUUUAGGCGCAAAAGUAUUUCGGGCAACUGGAAAUCUUGCGUAGGUUCAGCGAUGUUGGAGGAAACCGAAGUUUUGGAAAGAUAUAAAUUUUGGCUGGAUUCCGUGGCGGAACUUUUUGGUGGUUUGGAUAUUUUGGCAUUGGAAGUGGUCGUAUCAAAAGAUGGAAUAGAGAAUAUCAUCGGUGUUAAUGAUUCAGCAUUGUCCUUGUUGGGUAAUCAACAAGACGAAGAUAGAAAACAUAUUUUCGAUUUGGUUAUGGAAAGAUUAGAAGUAAAUGUGAACAUUUAUAUAAUUUAAUGUUAGAUUCAAGUUCACAUAGGUUUAAGAACAUAUCGGAUAAUGAUUCUAUCGAUUGAUUUAAUAUUAAAUUAAUUCAUUUUAUGAUUUUUGAUUAUAUUUUGUUAAACGUGUGUGAUUAAGAUUAUUAACAAAAUGUAUUGAACUUUAGGUACAAGUUUUAGCAAACAUGGGUCCUCAGACAAUGGCACCUACACUGCAAGAAGAAGAACCACCAGCUAUUCCUGCAAGACGAGAUUCUUUAGGUAAAACCGGUUAUAAUAGUUUAGUAACACAAAAAAUUACAUACUUAAUUGUCGUAAUAAAAAUCAAUAUUUGUUCUACUUGAUUAGUGUCCGAAAGCAGUGUGACCAGCAGUCACCAGUCGUCUAGUCAGCCUCCGAAAACUAAUUUGAGCCGUCAAGGUUCGAUAGUCUCAGCUCCGGUACCCGCGUCUCAGAAUAAAGUGCCAGCAUUGGACGAUUCCGAAGACACUAUGAAAAAUUUGAGAAAAACGUUUGCAGGCAUUUUCGGUGAAAUGUAAACUCACCAGAACAAUGUGUCAUUAUAACCAACAAAAAAAUAUUUAAGAUAAUAACCAAUAUUUUUUUUCAUGUAUAACAAUUGAACGUCUUUUUUUAAGUAAUAUUUUAACAAAUUUUAUGUUCAUUUAACAAAGCGAAAAUCAUAGUUUAGUAACGAUAAUUAUAAUAUACGGUAGAUUGAAAACCGUACGCGCACUAGAUAUAAACAUUAUACAAUGAUACAUUGACUGAUGGGAUCAAAAAUAAAAAUCUCCGAGGACAUAAUAUUAUUGUUUAAAAAAAUUAUUUAGAAAAAAGCCUGUUAAGUAUUUAUUAUUGUUUAAUAUUGAAACUAUCGUUUCGUUUAUACGCUAAUAUUUGUUUUAGAAAAUAAUUCUCAUCCGCCAAAAUUUGACGGUUCUAGAUUUUUAAAUAUACUUACGCUAUCAAUAUUAAUAUUAUAACUAUAACACUUAGGUAUAGAUACUCUAAAAUAUUAUUAUUAUUAUAUAGUAUAGGUAUAGUGUAGAUGUUCUAUAGUACAUUUUUGACUUUUAAAACAGUUGUAACCGUGGUUAAACAUGGCAUAUUGUGUGAUCAACUAAAGCAAUACAAUUUAUAAAUUAUUAUGAUAAUUGUAGAAAAUAAAUAGAAUAGACAUAAUCUAUAUAAUAUACGGAUAUUAUACAAUAACUCUUUUGGCUUUGUAUACCUAAAAUUAUUGAUUUUAAAUUCUCUCCUAUAUCAAAUAUAAUAUAACACAUUUUUCAUAUUGGUAACCCUAGAAUAUUUAUUGAAACUUUAAUAUACCUAGUUAGUAAGUUUUUGACACCAAAACAAACAAUACAAUAAUAAUGUUAAUUUUUCAUAAUAUUUUUAAAAGAUAAAAUAACUUUAUAUUCCUAAUUUUAACGCAGUAACAUUUUAUAACAAUACUAUUAUAUAAAAUAAUAAUUUACCAUCAUAAAACGUAAUAUAUUAUUAUAUACUAAUUAUAAAUACAAUUAUAAUUACAAAACAUAUAAAACUAAUAGUAGUUGAUUUUUUUCUUUUAUAGUUAUUCGAAUUUGAUACAAUAUUUUAUGACAAUUAUACUUAAAUAAAUUUUAAUUAUUAUUACUAUGAUUACUCUUUGUUAGAUUCAUAGUAUAUACUAUCGUAUUUGUACGAAUCUCAAAUUGUAAUAAUAUUUAUUCACGAU